UUUUUUAAAUAGAAGACUGUGAGUGGUUAAGAUAACGAAAAAGGCAAUUUAAAACAAAAAAAAGUUCCGUGCUUUGUUCGAUGGAAAAAAGAAGGAAUAUUUUUAUGAGAAAAUGAAUAUUAAAAGUAUUUCUAAAAAAAUACCAACCCCAGUAGUGGUCGGUUCAACUUUAAUGGGAGGAUUUGGACUCGCUUGUUUAAUAAAGGAAUAUAUUGGAGGCCUAAGAUAUCAAGGACUGGACACUUCUCGUGCAGAGGGCAAAGUUAUUAUAGUAACAGGUGCUAACACUGGAAUAGGAAAAGAAACGGCAUGGGAACUCGCAAGAAGACGAGCAAAAGUUUAUAUGGCAUGUAGAGAUAUGCAAAAAUGUGAAGCUGCUAGAGAAGAAAUCGUGUUGGAUACAAAAAACAAGUAUGUUUACUGUAGACAGUGCGAUCUAGCAUCGUUGGAAUCGAUUAGAGAAUUUGUAAAAAACUUUAAAUUCCAAGAAAAACGAUUAGACGUUUUAAUUAACAAUGCUGGAGUAAUGAGAACUCCCAAUACGAAGACAAAAGAUGGAUUUGAACUUCAGUUAGGCGUCAAUCAUAUGGGACACUUUUUAUUAACAAAUUUAUUACUGGAUGUAUUAAAAGACUCCACACCUAGUCGAAUAAUAAAUGUUUCUAGUGUGGCUCACAAAAGGGGAGUGAUAAACAAAGAAGACCUAAAUAGUGACAAAUCUUAUGAUCCAUCUUCAGCAUAUGCUCAAAGUAAACUAGCGAAUAUUUUAUUUACAAAUGAAUUAGCAAAAAAAUUAGAAGGUACAGGUGUAACCGCCAACAGCAUGCAUCCCGGCAUAGUAGACACUGAAAUAAUUCGGCAUAUGGGUUUCUUCAACAGUUGGAUAUCGAAAAUAUUUCUCAAACCUUUCGUGUGGCCUUUUAUAAAAAACGCCAAGCAAGGAGCCCAGACUAUUAUAUAUCUAGCCUUAGAUGACAGAGUAGAAAAGACGACAGGAAAGUAUUUUAGCAAUUAUGAAGAAGUUGAAGUAAGUUCUCAAGCCAAAGAUGAGAAUACUUCUAAAUGGUUGUGGAUGACUAGCGAAAAAUGGACUAGGUUGUAAGAAAUGAUGAAUUUUGUGGAUUUUUAUUAAAAUAUACUUAAUAUGUUCUUAA
Psylliodes chrysocephalus is the source of this 1154-nucleotide messenger RNA. The record is from the annotation of a GenBank genome assembly. NCBI's taxonomy places the organism in Eukaryota, Metazoa, Arthropoda, Insecta, Coleoptera, Chrysomelidae.